AUCCUCCAUCUGGCUAGGUCUGGCCCCGCCCCCUCCUAGGGGGACUCAGGGAGGGGCCCAGGGCUCUCCCCCCACCCCACCCCCGCCAGGUUGCGGGGCAUGCUGGGAGCCAGGCACUUCCUCCCCAGGCAGCACUAGAGGAAAACCACGACUGACUAGGCGGCUCCGACGGACGAGGCUGCUCGGGGCCCGGCGGGCAGUGCUCAGGGGCUAGGAUGGCGGAGCGCAGCACCAGCAGCAGCGCAGGGCUGCUGGCCAAGCAGGUGCAGAAGAAGUUAAGCCGGGCCCAGGAGAAGGUGAUGCAGAAACUGGGGAAAAAAGCAGAAACCAAAGAUGAACGUUUUGAACAGGCUGCCCAAAACUUCUACCAACAGCAGGCUGAAGGCCAAAAACUAUGCAAGGACUUGAAACAUUUCCUUAGUUCUGUUAAAGUGAUGCAUGAGAGCUCGAUGAAACUGUCCCAAACACUGCAGGAGAUCUACAGCUCUGAGUGGGAGGGCUACAGGGACCUGAAAGUCAUUGCAGCGAACAAUAAUCUCCUUUGGGAAGAUUAUGAAGAGAAACUGGCUGACCAGGUCUUGAGAACCAUGGAGAACUACGUAUGCCAAUUCAGUGAUGUUAAGGAGAGAAUUUCCAAGCGAAGUCGGAAACUCGUAGACUAUGACAGUGCCCGGCACCACCUUGAAGCACUACAGAACUCCAAGAAGAAGGACGAGACCAAAACCAUCAAGGCAGAGGAGGAGUUUUUCAAAGCACAGACAGUGUUUGAGGACCUGAACCGAGACCUACAGGAAGAACUGCCCCUUCUCUACAGCAGCCGCAUCGGCUGCUAUGUGACCAUCUUCCAGAACAUCGCCAACCUCCGGGACAUUUUCUAUAAGGAGAUGAGCAAGCUGAACCAGGACCUGUAUGAAGUGAUGAGCAAACUGGAGAAGCAGUAUUCCAGCAAAGUCUUCGUGGUCAAGGGCAUAUCCAAGCACCGAAGCUCCUUCGUCAUCUCGUCCCCAGUCCCGAAGUUGAGUGGCUCAGUGCUCGCCGGAGAGGGCAGCCCUUUGACCUCCCCCAGAAGUCUUUCUCCUGAGCAGUCCUCUUCCGGCAGCCCAUCUCCUGACAGCCACUCUCCCAGAAGUUCCUCGCCUACUGUUAACUCUCCCCGAGUCCCUAGUCCCACCGUGACCUCCUAUUUCUCCUUUAAGCAAGAAGGAGAGUUAGUCUCCGGAGAGGGAAAAGCUCUCGCUCUGGAGCUAGUCCAGAGAGGAGACUCCCCUGAAUUCCAGGAUAGCCCCUUUGAAGACGAGGGGAGUGGGCACCCAGAAAGCCCCAGGAUUGAAGAACAGGCCCUGCUGCCCUGCAACGGCCCAGCUCGGGCCGAGCUCCCAGAUGAAGGCUCCCCCGGGGCCUUGCCUUCUCUGGGGGAGGCUCCCUCCCCGGCCCCAGGAGAGUCGCGGCCCCUGCUCCAGGCCCCUGGCGAAGGCCAGCCGAAGGAGAAGAUGCCCAGUCCCAGAGUCUCGGCUCCCCCCAGUAGGCCACCUCCUCCUAAAGCCCUUUCCAGCCCAGGGCCCUUACCUAUUCUCAUGGCCGCCGAGAAGCCGUGCACGCCCGAAGCCAGCCAGGAGGGCUUCGGUGCCAGAAGCUCCGAGGAGCACGAGUGCCCUCCGACAGCCAUCCUCAAGAUUUUCUCUGAACUUGACAUAAAGGGAGAUGGGAAGAAGGAAGAGAACAAGGAACUGGACCAGAGCAAGAAGCAAGACUCCGAGGGCCCAAAAGAGGAGAUGAAGAAAGGGGGCAAGGACUCAGACCAGAGCAAGAAGCAAGAUUCAGAUGGCACAAAAGUGGAAGGGAGGGAAGAAAGCAGGGAACUGGACCAGAGCAAGAAGCGGUAUUCAGAUGGCGCAAAAGGGGAGAUGAAGAGGGAAGAGAGCAAAGAAUCAGACCAGAGCAAGAAAGAGGAUUCAGAUGGCAUCAAAGGGGAGAUGAGGGAAAAGAGGAUGGACUCAGAGCAGAGCAGGAAGCAGGAUCCAGACACGCCCCUCCAGGUGAAGGAUCGUCUGAAAGAGGAAGAACAUUUAGCGAGAACUUCCCAACUCUGAUCCCCAGCCCGGGGAAGGAGCCCGCGUGGAAGCAAGAUGUCCUGUGGCCUGCCAGGCCGGUCCAGCAGGACCUCCCUCGGGGGGGCAGCUUUGGCUGGGGAUGUGCUGGAAGCCGGGUUCGGGUGUUGUUAGCACAAAGAGCACCCCCUCUCCUGCACACGGCCCGGAGGGCAGCUCUCAGUGUUAAAGGCAAAUAAAGUACACGGUUCUGA
Molecule: messenger RNA, 2302 nt
Organism: Monodelphis domestica (gray short-tailed opossum)
Lineage: Eukaryota; Metazoa; Chordata; Mammalia; Didelphimorphia; Didelphidae
Gene: BIN2
Product: bridging integrator 2
Biological process (GO): plasma membrane tubulation; podosome assembly; phagocytosis, engulfment
Cellular component (GO): podosome; phagocytic cup; cytoplasm
Molecular function (GO): protein binding; phospholipid binding
Source: RefSeq, a predicted model, not a curated record